Messenger RNA from Oncorhynchus gorbuscha (pink salmon), 1029 nucleotides. RefSeq names its product extensin-like. Lineage: Eukaryota; Metazoa; Chordata; Actinopteri; Salmoniformes; Salmonidae. The record is from RefSeq and is a predicted model, not a curated record. The transcript has a single exon. Bases 1 to 1029 code for a protein of 342 amino acids.
AUGGGUGGCAUUAAGGAGGGCUCCUCCCAGAAACCCAGGAGACCUGAAGCUCCACCCCUCAGUUACAGGUACAGCUCCUCCCAGAAACCUAGGAGACCUGAAGCUCCACCCCUCAGUUACAGGUACAGCUCCUCCCAGAAACCCAGGAGACCUGAAGCUCCACCCCUCAGUUACAGGUACAGCUCCUCCCAGAAACCCAGGAGACCUGAAGCUCCACCCCUCAGUUACAGGUACAGCUCCUCCCAGAAACCUAGGAGACCUGAAGCUCCACCCCUCAGUUACAGGUACAGCUCCUCCCAGAAACCCAGGAGACCUGAAGCUCCACCCCUCAGUUACAGGUACAGCUCCUCCCAGAAACCCAGGAGACCUGAAGCUCCACCCCUCAGUUACAGGUACAGCUCCUCCCAGAAACCCAGGAGACCUGAAGCUCCACCCCUCAGUUACAGGUACAGCUCCUCCCAGAAACCUAGGAGACCUGAAGCUCCACCCCUCAGUUACAGGUACAGCUCCUCCCAGAAACCCAGGAGACCUGAAGCUCCACCCCUCAGUUACAGGUACAGCUCCUCCCAGAAACCUAGGAGACCUGAAGCUCCACCCCUCAGUUACAGGUACAGCUCCUCCCAGAAACCCAGGAGACCUGAAGCUCCACCCCGCAUUUACAGGUACAGCUCCUCCCAGAAACCUAGGAGACCUGAAGCUCCACCCCUCAGUUACAGGUACAGCUCCUCCCAGAAACCCAGGAGACCUGAAGCUCCACCCCUCAGUUACAGGUACAGCUCAUCACCUGUGAAACCCAGAAGACCUGAAGCUCCACCCCUCAGUUACAGGUACAGCUCAUCACCUGUGAAACCCAGAAGACCUGAAGCUCCACCCCUCAGUUACAGGUACAGCUCAUCACCUGUGAAACCCAGAAGACCUGAAGCUCCACCCCUCAGUUACAGGUACAGCUCAUCACCUGUGAAACCCAGAAUACCUGAAGCUCCACCCCUCAGUUACAGGUAUAGCUCAUCACCUGUGAUCAGAGAUUGA